GAGGCAGGUGCGCGGCGAGGACUACAAGUCCCAGCAUGCCCAGCUGCCCUGACCCGGCCCCUGCUGCCACUUAAAGGCUCCGGGAGCCGCAGCCGUCGGGUCGCCGCGGCUUUCGCUUUGCUGCCGCGGUAGGGCGGGCGGGAGCAGCGAGCUCGGUCGCCGGCUUUCCUCGGUCGCCGGCUUUCCUCGCGUCCGAGCUCCGGCACCGCCGAGGGGCGCUCCUCGUGCAGCCCUCCCGGCUCGGGGAUUCCCUUCCGAGGCGCCCGCGCCCCCGGGCUCCCCGCCUCGGCCACCCCGCGGCCCCGAUGCCGAGGCAUGGAUAGAGCGGCAAGGCGCGCGGCGGCGAUGGGGGAGAAGAAGGAGGGCGGCGGCGGGGGGGCCGCGGCGGCCGCGGAGGGGGGCGCCGGGGCCGCGGCCAACCGGGCGCUGCAGCAGUGCGGGCAGCUCCAGAAGCUCAUCGAUAUCUCCAUCGGCAGCCUGCGCGGGCUGCGCACCAAGUGUGCGGUGUCCAACGACCUCACCCAGCAGGAGAUCCGGACCCUGGAGGCGAAGCUGGUCCGGUACAUUUGCAAGCAGCGGCAGUGCAAGCUGAGUGUUGCUCCUGGUGAGAGGCCCUCAGAGCUCAACAGCUACCCUCGCUUCAGUGACUGGCUAUACACCUUCAAUGUGAGGCCGGAGGUGGUGCAGGAGAUCCUCCGCGAGCUCACACUGGAUGCCCUGCUGGACAUGAACGAGGCCAAGGUGAAGGAGACACUGCGGCGCUGCGGGGCCAGUGUGGAGGAGUGUGGCCGCCUGCAGUACGCCCUCACCUGCCUGCGGAAGGUGACAGGCCUGGGAGGGGAGCACAAAGACGACUCAGGCUGGAGCUCGUUGGAUGCCCGGCGGGAAAGCGGCUCAGGGCUUUCCACAGAUAGCCUCUCACCAGCCAGCCUGCCCUGGCCCACGGGGAGCGCCCAGCUGGGCAGAAUGGGCAGCAGUGCCCAGGGCCCACGCUCCAUCUCCGUAUCAGCCCUGCCCACCUCGGACUCCUCAACCCCGGGCCCCAACGAGGGCCUCACAGACACCUACAUGCCCCUGCAUGCCAGUGGCCGGCUGACCCCCCGUGCCCUGCACAGCUUCAUCACCCCCCCAACCACGCCCCAGCUGCGACGGCACACCAAGCUGAAGCCGCCACGGACGCCGCCCCCACCCAGCCGCAAGGUCUUUCAGCUGCUGCCCAACUUCCCCACACUCACCCGGAGCAAGUCCCACGAGUCUCAGCUGGGCAACCGCAUCGAUGAGGUCUCCCCAAUGAGGUUUGAUCUCCCGCACGGAUCCCCACAGAUGGUACGGAGGGACAUCGGGCUCUCGGUGACACACAGGUUCUCCACCAAGUCCUGGCUGUCGCAGGUGUGCCACGUAUGCCAGAAGAACAUGAUGUUCGGAGUGAAGUGCAAACAUUGCAGGUUGAAGUGUCAUAACAAGUGUACAAAAGAAGCCCCCGCCUGUAGAAUAUCCUUCCUUCCAAUAUCUAGGCUUCGGAGGACAGAAUCUGUCCCUUCGGACAUCAACAACCCGGUGGACAGAGCAGCCGAACCCCAUUUUGGAACCCUCCCCAAAGCACUGACAAAAAAGGAGCACCCUCCAGCCAUGAACCACCUGGACUCCAGCAGCAACCCGUCCUCCACCACGUCCUCCACGCCCUCCUCGCCGGCCCCCUUCCCGACGUCGUCCAACCCAUCCAGUGCCACCACGCCCCCCAACCCCUCGCCGGGCCAGCGAGACAGCAGGUUCAACUUCCCAGCUGCCUACUUCAUUCAUCAUAGACAGCAGUUUAUCUUCCCAGAUAUUUCAGCAUUUCCGCAGGCAGCCCCACUCCCCGAUGCAGCGGACAGUACCCGGCUCGAUGACCAACCCAAAGCAGACGUGUUAGAGGAUCACGAAGCAGAGGCCGAGGAGCCGGAGGCUGACAAGUCGGAGGCAGAAGACGACGAGGACGAGGUGGAUGACUUGCCAAGCUCCCGCCGGCCCUGGCGGGGCCCCAUCUCUCGCAAGGCCAGCCAGACCAGCGUGUACCUGCAGGAGUGGGACAUCCCCUUUGAGCAGGUGGAGCUGGGCGAGCCCAUCGGGCAGGGCCGCUGGGGCCGGGUGCACCGUGGCCGCUGGCACGGUGAGGUGGCCAUCCGCCUGCUGGAAAUGGAUGGCCACAACCAGGACCACCUGAAGCUGUUCAAGAAAGAGGUGAUGAACUAUCGGCAGACGCGGCAUGAGAACGUGGUACUCUUCAUGGGGGCCUGCAUGAACCCACCCCACCUGGCCAUCAUCACCAGCUUCUGCAAAGGGCGGACGUUACAUUCAUUUGUGAGGGACCCCAAGACAUCUCUGGACAUCAACAAGACCAGGCAGAUUGCUCAGGAGAUCAUCAAGGGCAUGGGAUAUCUACACGCCAAGGGCAUCGUGCACAAAGAUCUCAAAUCCAAGAAUGUCUUCUACGACAAUGGCAAAGUGGUCAUCACGGACUUUGGGCUGUUCGGGAUCUCAGGCGUGGUCCGAGAGGGACGGCGUGAGAACCAGCUGAAGCUGUCACACGACUGGCUGUGCUACCUGGCUCCUGAGGUCGUGCGCGAGAUGACCCCUGGGAAGGAUGAGGACCACCUCCCGUUCUCCAAAGCUGCUGACGUCUAUGCAUUUGGGACUGUUUGGUAUGAGCUGCAAGCGAGAGACUGGCCCUUGAAGAACCAAGCUGCAGAGGCCUUGAUCUGGCAGAUUGGAAGCGGAGAAGGAAUGAAGCGAGUUCUGGCCUCCAUCAGCCUGGGGAAAGAAGUCACCGAGAUCCUGUCUGCCUGCUGGGCUUUCGACUUGCAGGAGAGGCCCAGCUUCACCCUGCUGAUGGAAAUGCUGGAGAAGCUGCCCAAGCUGAACCGGCGGCUCUCCCACCCUGGGCACUUCUGGAAGUCUGCUGAGUUGUAGGCCUGGCUGCCUCGCAUGCGCCCGGGGCUUUACUCCUAAUCGGCACUCAGCACCGCGACUUCUGCUCAUACGCAAACUGAGAUACGGGCACUAACAGGGGACGCCAUCUGUGCUGCUCCAGUCUUCUCUCCUGAGACUUCUUUUGCUUUGUUUGUUUUUAAAACCGGCCCCCUCCCUCUCCAUGGCCUGUGUGUGCCUGAGUAACUGAUCUCCAUGGAAGGCCCCCUAACAAAUCCUCCCCCCCCACUCCCCCCCGCAAGAACUGCCUCCGUGGAUACAAAUUCAUUCUUUCUAAGCUCUUCCUCUGCGGGGUGAUAUCGUUUUUUGUUUGGGUCGUCCUGUCUCCCUACUAACAGCUCAGAGAUCUGUUUUCUCCCCCCCCCACAUUGGCCUCCCAAUGGCCAGGUUCAAAGUACAGGGGAGGAGUUUUGCUUGGCUGUUAACCCGCAGGGAUCUUUUCCAACAAGGAGUGGGAUGAUUUCAGAGCUGCCCAGGGCCAGGCGCCUCUGGAGGGCUGGUGGUAGUGGACACCAAAAGUCCCAUUGCUGUGAAAGACACCAGCUUGGAAGAGCUGUGUACUUUGGAACACCCAGGAAUAUCGUCCUAAAGCAAAAGGGGUGGGGGGGGGGGUCUGUCUCCAAACAAUUUCACUAAUGAAAACAAAGCCGGUCCCCUCCCCCACCAACGUUACUCACAUCUGCCGGGUACAGACGGAAAGUACCAGACCCUGAAUCAGCAGUUGUCAAGGGUUUGGCUGAUGGCUCGCACAGAGCCACUGCCCUGGUUACCAAGUGCAGAUGCCUGGGCCUCCCAACACCUGAAGCCACCCCUCUGGAGGCAGGCCCUGGGCACUCAUGUUCCCACCUGCUUCCCAGGUGGCCCUGAGGCAUCCCAGUGUUUGAUGACCAUUUCUAAGAGGAGCAUGUGAUGUCCCUGUCAGUCCUGGGGGGGUCAGAUUUCUCUUCUCCCAAUUCUACUUGGAGCGAGAGCUUUCCUGGGCUGCAAAUGAGAAAGCAGUUCCAAGGAGCACACAGCAGUUACGGGGCAUGCUGGGUGCUGGGGAUUCUGAGAUGGACAAGCCGCUGCCCUCCAGAAGGAGGGCGUGGCCGAGGCUUCGAGGCCACUGCUGCCCCCUGCCACCCUCCUGCGUCAGGUAUGACCAGGAGCAGCUCUGCCACGCACGGCUGUUAGCCAUGCAGUCACUCUCACUUCUUGGUGGGCUGGGUCCUGUGCUGAGCUCCUGGAACCGGCCCGCUCCUUAGCUAAUGUUACCCUGAUUCUGAUCAAGACCAGCGGGGCUAUAACCCUUGUUUUUGUUCCUCUUUGCAGCAUUAACAGCAGCAAAGUUGUACCCCGGUUUGAAAGGUUUGGCUUGGGCGUCCUGGAGUCCAGUAAUCCAAAGAUGUAGCCAGCCGUGCAGUUAUUCUGCUGAUUUCUUUCUUACACGUGUUUCUAAAACAUCCAAACCACCACCACAAACACAAAGCAACGCUCUUCGAAACGUCGGCCUCCCUCCUAAGUGCUGAAAACUAGGAGAGUGAGUCCUCGAUUCAGACUGUCCACAAAAAAAAAAAAAAAAGAAAAAGAAAACCCUCUCGGGUCCCAGAGAUGGAGCCGCACUUGCCCUUCUUAAGAUGACGUCACCAACAACCCGACCUGCCCUGACAGGCCGCAAAUGUUUACAUGUACGUGUCUGCGGAAUGAACGCAAUGUUUUACAAUAGGUAAUAAUAAAAAUGGGCUUCGCUGAGGCGUGCAGGCGCCGGUGGCCAGGAUGGCGGAAGUGGCCGUUCCCUCUGGCGGCCCCUGUAGGCGGUGAACUCCACCCCGGGCCAGAAGGAAGAAAAGCAUCAUGACUGUGGCUAUUCUUGUGGGAGGAGGGGGACCGUAAGGUUUCACCUGUCCUUUGCAUUGACCCCAAACCCUAGCAGUGGGGAAUCUCUCUCUGUAGGGGUCUCCCCUCAUCCUAUCAAAAGGACACUGUCCCUCCUUUUGCAGAGGAAACCCUGGCUAGGAACUGAUUUGGAUUAUGAGGGUCGGCAGUUCCCAGGUAUUGGGUUCACCUCUGACCCCUGUCAUCCAGCCCAUACCAGCUGGAGACGUAGAGACAGGUAAAAUCCAAGUAACAUCUGAACUGAUCCAGUGGUUUCCAACCAGGGUUUCCACUGUCUGUAGAGAUGUUUCUUUUAUGAGGUCCCCAGGGAGCCACCAAGGAGAUGGGAUGCAGGGCCUCGGCUUUUUAGACACAUCCCAGUCCCUGACUCACAUUUGACCCCAGAGCUAAGGCCCAGCAGCUGUGUGUACCAUGAAGGCUUGAUCCAUGAGAACAAGGAAGAUGGGGGGAGGAGGUAGCAGCAAUGGGUCCCUGAACCCACCCUCCCAGCCACAGGGUGAUCUGUCCCCUUAGAAGCCCAUUGGCAGUCAUCCUGAGGUUCUAGAACCGCCCACCUAUUCCACUCCCCCAGUCUUGUUGAAAGCCCUCAGCACACUCCUGGUUCCUCCACUGGCUAUGUUCAGAGCUAAGAUGGGAGGAAUGUGUCCCCCUUUCAUUUAGAGCCACCUAGCAAGCCCCCCAAUCUUCAGAGCCUUCCCAAGCACCAAGUCAAGCUGUUCGCUUGUGUCCAUUUGGACCAGAAGGAGGGACUUGGUUUGGGGAAGUCCAUGAUGUGAGAGCAUCUUGCCUUUCUUCACUGGAAGCUGUUGCCGAAAGAGAAAAGUGCCACAUGGCAAAGAAGCCCUUCAGUGGACAGUUAGGUCAUUAGGCUCCAAAGCCAAAAAUGACCAAGGGUGAUGAGAGUGGCAGUGUGGUUGGAUUCAGACCCGGAACUUGUAUCCCUGUUCUAAUCCAAAAUGGGGCAACAUUGUACUCCCACCCUUUCAUUGAGACCCACCUCGCAAAGAUCCCAGCCUUCGGAGCCCUCCCCGGUGACUGGCCUAAAACGUCAUAUGGAAUGGCCCACUCUGCCUAGAGGCUGUGGGCUGCCUUCCCCUCUCCUGGCCAGGCGCCCCUUGGUGGACCCCUGCUUGGAGAACACAGCUGUGAGGCAGUGCAAGGUACCUGGGCCUCCGCUGCCCAUCAGCACUCCAGACAUGAGCCCCUUACCCCUUCCCAGUCGGGGUGUGGGGAGGAAGACAGAGGAGCAGGAAACCAGCUGGGCUCAGCUCCGUAUGGUCUUCCCUGUAGGACUGUCCCUUCCGUCCCAUCAUGCCAGCCCUCUGUGUGAUCACCCCCACCCAAAGCCACAUGGUGUGUGACUGCCUCCUUUAGCUAAUUCACCUCCUCCCCACGGGUCUCCGCCUUCCCAGAGGUCACAGUGUGUGCGUCUUGGGCCUAUCAACCUUUCCCCUCUAAACCCAUGGCCAUGCUGGUGAGCCCAGGGAUUGGACAGCUGCUGAGCAAGUCAGGCUCAACACCUCUCCAGCCCUCUCAGCCCACAAGAGUCAGUCUGGGUCUUGUUUUUUCUCAUGAGUGUCACACUUGUGGUUCAGUUUGAGAGGCUUUCAUUGAGCACCUACUGUGUCUUGGGCAAGUGCUGGGGGGCCCGCGAUGGGAGCAGUCGCAGUCCCGGCCCUUAAGGAACUGGUACCUGCCAGGAACCCCAAGGGUGGAGCUGAGGGACUGGGGGAUAUCCCCUUCUCCAAGGCCCUGGGCAGCCUUCUGCUCUUGGCCUGAGCCUCUGCACUGCCUGUCGUUAAGAGACACGCCUGAGGAAAAUCCCCAGCGUGGUCCCCUUCUCCCUAUUUAAGUGACUGUGAAUGAGGUUAGGAAGACAUGCUUGCCCUUCCAUGUGCUCUCCCCGCCUGCCUCGGAAACACAUGAAGGAUGGCAGAUACUGUGAAUUCAGCCCUCAUGGCCAACUGUGAAGGGGGUGGAGAAGCCGGGAGGGUCUCCUUGGCAAGUGCUCUGGGGACUGCAGACGUCCCCACUGGGGUCUGAGUGGAGCCCACGCUUUGGCACUUCAGGGACUCCCAAUUCCCAGCCUCACCUCCAAAACUAGGGCCUGUGUCCCUGCUGCCUUUAGCCACCAGAGUCGCAGCCAUUGGGUCUCCAUCCAACCUGAGGUCUUGAAUCCCAGCAAGUUCCCAGUUCUUCGUGAGCAGUGUGUAGCAAAGUCCACCUCUCCGUGUCACCAAAUCCAAGCUGUGUGCAGGGCUCUGGAACCCCUCUGCCUUCUCAUGGCUUUCCUUCAUGUGAUCACAGAGGGGAGUGCCACGCCCUGGAAGCCUGUGUUGUUCUCAGGCGAAGACCCAAGAUUUGGGGUCUGGGUGGAGACGUAAAUGUGAAGCCGAAUAGGGAACUUAAGCAAUUCUACAACAUUGGCCGGGAUUUCAUCAGUGUGCAAACCCAGCAUCCCCUGUGGCCACAAGGCACACACUCGCUUUUUUGAAUGUGAUGUAAAAUUUGUACAGUAAAAGUUUUUAUAUUUUCUAUCAACUGCAUUUGUCUUCCAGAAAUGCUGUUAAUUUAAAUUAAAAUGGUUAGUAUUAAUGAACGUGCUGUAUCACUUUUUGUCACUGGCAAGAACACAUCCUCUGUGCCAGGCCAAGCCUGGGUGUCUGGAGUUUGAAUAAAAUUGUACCAAGGUG
Hipposideros armiger (great roundleaf bat) is the source of this 7535-nucleotide messenger RNA. RefSeq names its product kinase suppressor of ras 1 (gene KSR1). Gene Ontology annotation, molecular function: ATP binding; protein kinase activity. Bases 316 to 2949 code for a protein of 877 amino acids. The transcript is spliced from 20 exons. Gene Ontology annotation, cellular component: endoplasmic reticulum; membrane; cytoplasm. The record is from RefSeq and is a predicted model, not a curated record. Gene Ontology annotation, biological process: Ras protein signal transduction; protein phosphorylation. NCBI's taxonomy places the organism in Eukaryota, Metazoa, Chordata, Mammalia, Chiroptera, Hipposideridae.